Phaeoacremonium minimum UCRPA7 is the source of this 663-nucleotide messenger RNA. RefSeq lists its product as hypothetical. The transcript has 3 exons. Lineage: Eukaryota; Fungi; Ascomycota; Sordariomycetes; Togniniales; Togniniaceae. The record is from RefSeq and is a predicted model, not a curated record. The coding region runs from base 1 to 663 and encodes 220 amino acids.
AUGCCCUCUAAGCGUACUUCCGAAACGGCCGCCGAGAAGGCUCCCAACAAGGUCUCCAAGAAGGCUUCUGAGGAGGAUUCCGAGGAGGGCCAGAAGAAGAAGAUGGAGAAGUGGACACCCGAUGCCGACCUUGACUUCCUUCUCUCGAUCAUCGUGUCUCAGUACCGGAAGAAUGGGAUCAAGAUUUCGAAUUACGCACAGAUCCACGAGACCAUGAAGACCUUGGGUCACAGUUUCACCAUUUCGGCCUUGCAGUUGCGCUGGUCUCACACAAUCCACUCCGAUAUCAAAAAGCGCCUGGCCAUAGCCCUUGCGCUCAAGCAGUCUGGAGAGGAUGAGGUCACUAACGACUCUGACCACGACGAGGAGAAGUCUAAGAAGCCUGCCAAGGCUACUGUUGCCCACGGCGAGAAGACGGCUAAGAAGGCUGGCAAUGCUUCUUCUACUGACCACGUCGAGAAGGCCGAGAAGGCCGAGAAGACCGGCAAAGCCUCUGCUGACCAUGGUGAGAAGAAGCCGAAGAAGUCUCGCAAGGCUACCACAGACGUCGACGAGGAGAGAGAGCCUAAGAAGCGUCGCGCAGGUGCCGCUACCAUCAAGGCUAAGGCCAAGACUACCGCCGAUGCUGGCGAUGUUGACGUCUCCGCUAAGCCGAAGAAGUAA